AUGACGACGACGACGGGCUCUGGCUGGCGGCACGCCUUCGGGCUGACCCGCCAGGCGGUCAAGGACGCCUCGCCGCCGGGCACCGUUGCCCUCGUGGACCACAGCGUCCACGAGGUCGGCGGCAACGACGGCGGCCGCUACCGCUACGAGGAUCGGGUAAAUCUUUACCCGAUUCCAACGACAUCGCCAGCGGACCCGCUGACCUGGUCCCGCUGGCGAAAAGGGGCGUGCAUGGCCAGCUUGGCCAUGUACGCCUUCGUCGCCAACUACAUCUCGGCGUCGAUGGCGCCGGCCCUGCCGCUCUGGAACUGCGAGUUCCACCGCGACCGCAGGCCGCUCCACGACCUGAUGCAGUUGGUUGCAUUCAACGUACUUGCUGUCGGACUUGGGAACGUGUUUUGGGUUCCUCUGUCCAACAUCGUUGGGCGGCGCCUCGUCCUUGUCGCGUCGACGUUUGUUUUGCUUGUGGCCACCGGUUGCGGGAUCGGGCUGUCGGGCUUCACCACGACCCUGAUCAUCAGGGUCUUCCAAGGACUUGGAAGCUCUGCCUCCGAGACGGUGGUGCCGGCUGUGGUCGGAGACCUGUUCUUCGUGCAUGAGCGCGGAGGCUGGAUGGCUUUCUACACGGCAUCAUUGGCCAGCGGCUCGGUAGUCGGAGGCAUUACCGGUGGCUAUGUGGCCAAUGACCUCGGCUGGUUCGCGCAGUUCCUCAUCGCGACGUACCUCGCCGGGGCAGCCUUCGCAUGUGCCGUCUUCCUCGUCCCGGAGACCAUGUUCGACCGUCCCCGGCCAUCUCUGCCGACCGAGAGAAACAUCCCACGGUUCUCUCGCAUCUUCGACACCGUCCCGGAGCCGGGUAGUAUCCGAGAGCUACCAAUCGCCUACAAUCCGGCGUAUUCACAGCUUUCGUCCGCUUCGUGGCGAUUGAGCCUCGGAAGCCUCCCAUCCAUGACGCUUACGAUCCCGUCGAUAUUCAAGUGGGAGCCGGCCCCUUCUGGUGCCUCAACGGAAGGGAUGCCGUGGUACGGUUCGACCAACUCGGACGAGGACCUCUCAGGGAGCACGGCGGCGCUAGAACCAGGUGCGCAACCUCGACCAGUCUCCAGUACGAGGAGCACUGUCCGCACAGCGCCAAGGUCGGAGCACCCACGUUACACCUUCGCUGAUUCCAUUCGCUUCGGCCACUACAGAGGCAAGGUGUGGUAUCAACUCCGGAAGCCCUGGUCAACCCUUCGACUCCCGGCAGUAUGGGUGAUCAUGCUGCAAUACGGCGGCCUAGUCGGCGGCGUGGCGGUCAUCUCGACAGUCGGCCCACAGAUCCUCUCACUACCGCCGUACCGGUGGGGCCAAAACGCGGGCCUCCUCUUCGUCGGCGCGCUGGUGGGCAUCAUCCUUGGCGGUUUCUGUACCGGCCUGCUCGCGGACCGGCAGCUCAAGAAGCGAGCGCACGAGCAAGACUACGGAUAUGCCGAGCCCGAGUCGAGGCUCGUGCUCAUGGUGCCAGCUCUGCUGAUCGGCACGGGCGGGUUGCUCGUCUUUGGGUUCUGCGCACAGUAUCCCGGGCGGUACCAGUGGAUCGGCUUAGAGUGUGCUUACGGCAUGCUGGCGUUCGCGCUCGCGCAGGUGCCGUCCAUCUGGUUCGGCUACCUGAUUGAUGCGUACGACAACCUGGCGAGCGAUUGUUUUGUGAUGAUUUGCAUCCUCCGCGGCCUAAUUCCCUUCGCCUGGACAUUUUUCGUGGCACAGUGGGUGGAGCGUGACGGGUACUUAGUUCCUUUUUGUGGUUUUAGCGGGAUACUGGGCGGUUUUGCAUUACUUACUAUUCCUAUCUUGGUGGUGGGCAAGCGUAUGCGAAUUGCCACGGCGGUUUAUGUCGAGGAUAAUCAAUGAUUCUGUUUAUCGACUUGGAUGUCUCGUUGUCGAUGAUUUGGAUGGCUGGCAGGAUUGAAUACAAGGUCAAUACAAUCAAAUCUCGAUAUACCUACCGAAGUUAUUAUUGGGCUGUUAGUGUCUAGUCGUGAACCUGUUAUUCAAGAGGUUGUCCCUUGCAGCUCCAGCCUUCUGCCUCUGGAGAUGAUUCUAGAUGUAGAAACCUCGGGAAACACGAGUAGGACUAACUUCCACCUCAAAACUGAGAUGUGUCGACACAUUCCGUCAACAAAUAACACGAGUCUUACACCAACCUCGAACCUGC
Messenger RNA from Chaetomium strumarium, 2194 nucleotides. RefSeq names its product major facilitator superfamily domain-containing protein. The coding region runs from base 1 to 1890 and encodes 629 amino acids. NCBI's taxonomy places the organism in Eukaryota, Fungi, Ascomycota, Sordariomycetes, Sordariales, Chaetomiaceae. Gene Ontology annotation, biological process: transmembrane transport. The transcript is spliced from 4 exons. The record is from RefSeq and is a predicted model, not a curated record. Gene Ontology annotation, cellular component: plasma membrane. Gene Ontology annotation, molecular function: transmembrane transporter activity.